Messenger RNA from Anopheles maculipalpis, 3290 nucleotides. It is a transcript of the gene cos, whose product is annotated as kinesin-like protein costa. Gene Ontology annotation, molecular function: microtubule motor activity; ATP binding; microtubule binding. The record is from RefSeq and is a predicted model, not a curated record. NCBI's taxonomy places the organism in Eukaryota, Metazoa, Arthropoda, Insecta, Diptera, Culicidae. Gene Ontology annotation, biological process: microtubule-based movement; mitotic spindle organization. The coding region runs from base 3 to 3290 and encodes 1095 amino acids. The transcript has a single exon.
GCAUGAACAUACCACUGAAGGUUGUGGUACGGCUGUGGUCCGACCAGUCGCCGGACAAUCAAACGUGCAACCGUACCAGCGAUGAGGAAGAAGCGGAGAACCAGCUGAAAAGUGCCGGAGGGCGAAUGUUCCGUUUUUCACACGUAUACCGCACACCGAUCAGCAAUCAGCUGCUGUACUUUGAGUCCGUCGCAGGACUAAUGGAAUCCGUGCUGGAGGGGUAUGACUUCUCCAUUGUCACGUACGGCGCGAAGUGUACGGGCAAAACGUACACCUUGUACGGUUGUUCGAACGGUGGCACAGUGACCCACGAGGAUGAUGGGAUUGUACUGUGCUUUGUGCGUGAUCUGUUCUGUCGGCUAAAUGCACAUCCGGAGCGUAUGUUUUCGAUCAGUAUUGCGUGGAGUGAAAUCACUGCGAGUGGGGAUGUGAUCGAUGUGCUGGAGAAUGCUGCCAUGGUACAGUGUUUCUCGGUGGAGGAUACGUACGCCCUGCUGGGGUUGGGAUUGCAUCGACGGAAUGGCGAAAAUCAUAGUAUUCUUAGCUUGGUGCUCGAGCAACAGUGGACAUCGGUCGGUGGGAUGAACCAGCAUCGACAGUCGACGAUCAGUUUUUGCGAUUUGCGUGGUUCCGAGCGGGAAAUGGUUGAGCGCGAGCUGGUACCGCUGGAUGCCGGGCUACGCAAACUGGAAGAUAUUGUCGUUAGACGAAACGAACAGUAUAAUGAUUCGGUGCUAACCGCUUUUUUGAAAGAUUCUUUCGGUGGUCGUGCACAAACGCUGCUGCUGCUUUGUGUGGCAGGCUCCACGUUGCAAACGGAGAGUACCGCGCGUGAUCUGGAGUUUGGUGAACGAGCGGAGGAAAUUGUAAAUCACGUGGUAAUGAACACGUUUUCGGACAAUAAUGUACCGAUCGUGGCGCUUAACGAGCACGAUCCGCUCGGUGGGCCAAAUAGCAACAUCGACGGACUAUACUUCGCUUCCCAACAGUGGGCCAAACUGCUCAAGAACGCCGAAUGUCUGUUCACGAAGCUGUUCAGCACCUGCGAGCUGAACCAAACGGAACGGAACCAGAUUGAGGAAUGGUUGUACUUGAAGGCGGAAUGUGACGAUUGCUUUAGCUCCACCGACAUCAGCAUUCCGGCUGGUGUACAGCCCGUCCGUGCCUGUCUCGGUCCGAUCGAAGAGAUCGAUGAAGCGGAAGAUAAUACAGGGCACGGCAGCAGCACCAAGGAACCGUACCAAUCGGACAACGAAAGUGAUUCCGAUAUCUGUACGCAUCUAACGGACGUUAGUGAUCGUAUCCAGAGCUACAUUAAGACGUUCCAGACAAAAACGAACAAUUUGAUUAUGGAAAAGUAUCAGGACUUUUUCCUAACUCAUCCAACAACCGGCAUGAAUGCGCAUGAAUCGGGUGACCACGACCGGAAGAUGAUUCCCUCCGAUGGGAACAAUUUUCACAAUCCUGCCCGAAGGAAAUCAAUCUUCGAUGGUGAAACGGUUAGCAGCACAGAGCUUUUGCCGCUAAUGCUACCACUAAAAAGCGACUCUCUACCAUUGGACAAACCUUCCGCGUUGGACAAAAAGCUCGAAACUCUGAACAGUAAUCUUCGCAUUUGCCAAACCAGUAUCGAAUCGUUGCACGCACAGAUCGAAGAAAUCCGGCGCACGAUCGCACUGAAGCAGAAGUACAUUACGGAUCUGAUCGAGCACAGUGAAACACGCUCGGUAGCAAAGUCUCGCUUCAGCAAGAAAAAGCACAAACUCGAGUCAGAGUACGAGAAGACGAAAAAACAACUCCGAAAGGCGGUUGUAAAUGGCACCAGCAAGGAGGACAUUAAUCGACUGAAAAGCCAAACAUCACAGCUCGAGCAACGGUUGAAGGAUCUCGAAUCGAUCGGUUUCAUUGCCGGUGAAUCGGGUCACAAGAAGAAAAAAUUGCAACAAUCGAUCAAGGAUUCGCAGAAGCAGUUGGACGUGUUACAGCGAAUGCUUAAAAAAGAGCUCGAUCGGAAGGAAAUGCUCGAGAAGGAGUUGGAGGCGGUACAGAAAGAAUCCCGCGCAGGGCGUACGAAUAACAAUGGCGGCGGUUUGCAGGAGUUGAGCGAAAGUAAAAGUAAAAUACGUAAUAUGAACGAGCGCAUUUCGCACAUCGAGCACGUGUUGAAGGAAAAGUCGAGCAAUUUGAAAAAGUACGUUAGUAAGAAAAGUGCGGAAAAGGAAUCGCUUCGUUGCGAGAUAAGGAAUUUGCGACGAACGCGUGAUCAUUUGGUUGAGCAACGGUGUCAGCUGGAUCGGAAGAUCAGGGAGGAUAAAAUGCCAUCGUUCGACGAGGAGCGCAAGCUGGUUGAAUGUGAUGAAGCGAUCGAAGCGAUCGAUGCAGCGAUCGAGAUGAAGAACGAACUGAUCUGUGGCCGGAAGAGUAUCGAUACGGAUGAAAGUUUGCAGCGCGAGAAGGGAGAACAGAUGCUGAUGGCACGGCUCAACAAAUUGUCGCUGGAUGAGAUGCGAACGUUGCUGUACAAAUAUUUUCAGAAGGUGGUAGAUUUAAAGGAAGCGAGCAGAAAGCUAGAAUUGCAGUUUAUUUCGCUCGAGCGGGAAAAGGAUGCUUGGGAGUGGCAGGAAAAGAUCCUUACCAACACGAUCCGUCAAACGCGGCUUGAGAAGGAACGAUCGAUCGUUGCGCUACAGAAGCAGCACGAAACGAAGUUGAACUUGAUGUUGCGCCAUUUUGCCGCAGACACGUCCGCAUCGAUUUCAAGCACCAUACCGGACAGUGUACUGCCACCGUACCACACGCAGACGGAGUUUGUGCUUGGUUCCACGGCACGGCAUCACCGCCACGUGCAGUACGACGAUUCGGACGGUGGUACAAGCAGCGAACCUCAACUGCUAACCGGCCACAGUUUGAAACAGUUGGCACACUACAAAGCUAGCACUAUGCCUUCAUCAGGACCGUCCGGUGUGUUGGGACACACCACCAAUUCAGCUCUCACACAGCAUCACCGUGCCGCCGGUGCUGCGAGUACGGCCCCAGUCCAAACGCCACUGGUAGCGAUCGCGGAGAAAGAACACCGACCGAAGAGUAAGCUGUUCUCGAAGCUACAUGUCCUAUCGCGCUACCACGGUAGCGAUAAGCGGAAAAUCUUCCAAUCGGACAUACCGCAGCAAAACCUCAAACAGUUACAGGGCGCAUCACGUCCGUCCCUUACGAAAGUAACGCGCGAAAAGAACAAAAUAAUUAUCCAGAGUGAUGGAGGAGGCGGUGGUGGAACAGGUAGCAGCAAGUAG